AUGAAACAUCGCACUUUCCAGAUCAGUGCACCGAAACGACCUAAUAGCAGCAAUAUGUUUGCCACACGGAUUUCCGGCCUCACCGCUACCAUUGUUUCAGUUGGAACUAUUAUCGUGGCAUUCUUGUAUAUUCCGCUGAUUAUCAUGAAAAUAACCGAAAUGAACGAGAGGUCCUCGCAUCUGAUAAGAAUUUCAGAAUGUCAAAGAUCGAAUCCCUGUUCUUCACCAGGACUGCCAGGAAAACCUGGCGAAGAUGAAAUGCCUGGUAAACCAGGAAUAUCUGGAACUCUAGGACUAUCUGGAAAUGCCAUUCCAGUCACAGCCAAUUAUAGCAGCAACUGUCGACUAUGUUCCCGAGGACAGCAAGGUUCUCCUAGCCUACAGGGACAAGAAGGCACUUCAGGACCAGGACGUAUUGGUGAACCAGGAAGAACUGGUUAUGCAGGUGUUCCUGGAGUAACUGGAGAAAUGGGUGCACGCGGUAAAUCUGGUGAGCCAGGAUCCGUUGGAUUAAAUGGGACAUGUGGUCAAAAAGGUCUACCUGGGAAAAAAGGCGAGCCAGGUUCAUUUGGAAUAAGAGGUCUCGAAGGGUAUCGCGGACGAGCAGGAUAG
Messenger RNA from Brugia malayi, 612 nucleotides. RefSeq lists its product as uncharacterized. The record is from RefSeq and is a predicted model, not a curated record. The coding region runs from base 1 to 612 and encodes 203 amino acids. The transcript has 5 exons. NCBI's taxonomy places the organism in Eukaryota, Metazoa, Nematoda, Chromadorea, Rhabditida, Onchocercidae.